Messenger RNA from Pisolithus orientalis, 309 nucleotides. RefSeq lists its product as uncharacterized. The coding region runs from base 1 to 309 and encodes 102 amino acids. The record is from RefSeq and is a predicted model, not a curated record. Lineage: Eukaryota; Fungi; Basidiomycota; Agaricomycetes; Boletales; Pisolithaceae. The transcript has a single exon.
AUGCAAGAAGAAGAGACUCAGUUCCUUCAGUCAACUAAAGAUCUCCAGUUUUUCAAGGAUAUCAUGGAGCAUCACUCAGUCAGUCAAUUGGAAGAGGAGGAAGAGUACCACAUUGGGGCUUAUGGACAGGAUUUAACACUGAUUGCAUUGGAGGAUGAAUGCCUCAACCAGAUGGAGGAAGUCACAGGUAAACUCAAAGACAACAAAGUGCUUGACUCCAAGGAUAAUCUGAUGGCCUUCUUGGCCACUUCCAUUAAUGUUGAUGAAAGUGACACAGAUGUGAGUGAAGAAGACAAAAGUGAAAAUUGA